This is a messenger RNA of Labrus bergylta (ballan wrasse), 3941 nucleotides long. It is a transcript of the gene tgfbr3, whose product is annotated as transforming growth factor, beta receptor III. Gene Ontology annotation, biological process: cell migration; epithelial to mesenchymal transition; regulation of transforming growth factor beta receptor signaling pathway. Gene Ontology annotation, cellular component: cell surface. Gene Ontology annotation, molecular function: transforming growth factor beta binding; glycosaminoglycan binding; type II transforming growth factor beta receptor binding. The record is from RefSeq and is a predicted model, not a curated record. Lineage: Eukaryota; Metazoa; Chordata; Actinopteri; Labriformes; Labridae.
GAAGCCCCCAAGUAAAAGGGAGACAGAUAGUAGUAAACUGUUUAAAACUUGAGCAAGAGGGGCUGUUUGUCCACUUUUUGUUUACUAAAGUAACACGUCAACGUCGUCCACAGCUGUUUUCCGACGACACAACGGAAUGGUGUGAAUGUCCAGCCGGGAGAGAGGAGCGAGUUUACACAUAUCCACAUCCACCGGAGCGACUUUUUUUUUUACUUCAAGCCGAGUUCACUUGGGCAUUUUCUGGAGACUCUGCAUGCUGGGGCUAGUGGCUGACUUCCUGAAGCCUACGUCACAGAGAGGGAAACCUUAGGAAAACACAGGAGAAAGGCAGGUUCCUCAUUCUCUUUCAUACUGGAAGCUGCAGGAUAUUUACAGAAUGGCAAGAAGAUCCCCCAUCCCCUUGUUACUUCUUGCAAUAUGCUGCCUUACAUCUGCAGGGCCUUUGUUUCGCAGCCCAUGUGAGCUUCUGCCAGUGGGCAUAGGCCACCCGGUGCAGGCCAUGCUGAAGAGUUUCACCGCCCUGUCAGGCUGUGCAAGCAGGGGCACCACCAGCCUCCCCCAGGAGGUCCACAUCAUCAACCUGAGAGGACAUGCUCCAGAGGGACCAGACAACACCCCGGCAGAAGUUGAGCUGCAUCUGAAGCCCCUCCAGUCUCUGCUGCGCCACCAGAAGCCACUCGCCUUCGUGCUCAACUCCCCCCAGUCGCUGAUCUGGAAGAUCAAGACGGAGAACCUGGCCCCAGGCCUUAAACAUACCUUUCAUGUAUCCGAGGGCUCCGAGGUCCACUUUCAGCCGGGAAACUUCUCCCGCCUUUGCCAGAUCCAGAAGGAGACCCUUCCCCAUGGCAAUGAGCACCUCCUUAACUGGGCCCAGAAGAAGUACAGAGCGGUAACCUCCUUCUCUGAGCUCAGGAUGACUCAAGACAUCUACAUCAAAGUUGGAGAAGAUCCAGUGUUUUCUGACACCUGCAGGAUUGAUACCAAGUUCCUGUCUCUGAACUACCUGGGCGGCUACGUGGAGCCGCAGACAUCAAAGGGCUGCGUCCUGUCUGGACCCGACAAAGACCGAGAAGUCCACAUCGUCGAGCUCCAAGCCCCAAACUCCAGCAGUGCUUUCCAGGUGGAUGUCAUAGUGGAGUUACGGCCUCUUGAGGACGAUGCCCCGCUCCAUCGUGACGUCGUCUUGCUGCUGAAGUGCGCAAAGUCCGUCAACUGGGUCAUCAAGGCCCACAGCGUGAUCGGCAAGCUGGAUGUAGUGGCCUCCGAUACAGUGAGUCUUGGUUCAAAUAUAGACAGACUGAUGCAGGUCUCAAAAUCCCCCAAGCAGCACUUACCAUCGGGGUCACAAGCCUUGAUCAAGUGGGCAAGGGACCAUGGCUACGGUCCAGCCACGUCUUACACCAUUACUCUUGUGGCUAACCACUUCACCAUCCGGCUCAGAGAGCCAGAUGUGGUGGAUCCUCUGGAGAGCAAGUUUCCUCCAGAGCUCUCCAUCCUGCGUGACUCUAGUCCUCAUCCAGGAGGAGGAGGAGGAGUUGCUUCUCCACACUCCAGUUUGCCCUUUCAAUUCCCUCCACCUGUGUCCGACGGCCUGCCCUACCUGCAGCUGCACCCCUCCCUGGACGUGCGGCCGUGGGAGCACCAGGGUGUCCUGAGUGUUGGGCUCACUGUGCAGUGUGAGAACACAAAGAUGGUGGUCAGCAUCGACAGAGAGAGUUUGCAAGCAAGUGGGUUUACGCACGCCAACCUCACGCUCCAAGACCCUACUUGCAAAGCAACAGUAAAUGCCACCCACUACACGCUGGAAACUCCUCUGAAUGGCUGUCACACCGCUGUGUAUCCAAUGCCGAACAGCCCGAUGGCCCUUCACAUGAACUCUGUCCUGAUAAGUCAUGCUGAGAAUAAGGAUGGGAGCGGUGGGCCUCUUGAUUAUGACGACCUGGAAUCUGGAGAUGUGCUGUUCCCAAAGGAGUCAGAGAAGACGUUGACGGAGCGCACAGAGCACCCGUCCGUCAUUGAGUUCAACUGCACAUACCGAAAGAACCAGGAGACCUCAGAGACUCUUGACAGGAUUGUACCGGGACCAGCGAAGCAGCCAGUCAACAACAUGUCAUUUAACAUGGAGCUGUACUACACGCUGCCGUUCAACAGCCCUUCACGCCAGGCCUUCUACACUGUCGCACAAAAUCAGCAAGUCUUUGUGGAGGUCACAUCAACCGCAUCAGAUCCAGAGCUGGGGUUCACCAUCAUAUCCUGCUUUGUUUCUCCCGACUCCAACCCCAGUGUGGCCUCGGACUACACUCUCAUUGAGACGGUCUGCCCGACAGACGACUCCGUCAAAUACUAUCCUCGGAGGGAUUUCCCUGUCGCUCACAUGCAGACGGAGAAGAAAAGUUUCAGCUUCAACUUCAAUUCAAUUUUCAAUACCAGCCUCAUUUUCCUGCACUGUCAGAUGUGUCUGUGCUCUAAAAGACCUCAGAAUAACCAAAGACUACCAAUGUGCUUACAACCUGGUGAGACCUGCAAUUCUCUGAGUCUGGACAAUAUCCUGGCCAUGAUGAUGAACACAAAGACGUCUACCAAGCCGCUGGUUGUCGUGGAUGGAAGUCAUUCAGGCAUUACAGUUAUUCCAACUCCAAAAGCACCUCCAAGUCCUCAAGAUCCCGCUAAUGAUGGCACUCUGUACGUCCUGGACACGCCGAUCGUGGUGGGGAUCGCCUUCACAGCCUUUGUGAUCGGAGCUCUGUUGACCGGAGCCCUGUGGUUUAUCUACUCGCACACAGGCGAGGCAGCUGCUGCGGGAACACAGCAGGUCCAGAAGUCCCAGCCCGCCUCAGAGAACAGCAGCGCGGCACACAGUAUCGGCAGCACACAAAGCACACCCUGCUCCAGCAGCAGCACAGCGUAGCCCAGGACGAGACCCUGACCACAGCACCGGAGGGGGUCUGCGAUCACAGGGACCGGUGUGUCGAUCUCCUUCCAUUAUGUGAUAUAAAGUUCAAAAAUCAUGAUCUGAAAGUAGCAGAAAGCAGAUGGUAACACUUUGGGGCCUUGUGUAAACUGUGUCUGUGCCACUUCAACUAAGUGCAGGAAAAUAUUCUUUCCCGGGAAAACUACGAGACAAAAAACAAGUUAAUAUCAGGCUUUUCUUUCUAAUCCAGAUGCUGUUUUGAUAGUUCCCGACACAGCCUUUUGUUUUGACCAUAAAUGGUUUGAUUGAGGCUGUUUAUAACAAGCAGGUGUACUUUGACAGUGAGGAAAGCAGUCCGGCAGAAGUGAUGUCAGUAUUAGUAAGUCAGACGUUGAUGGCUGGUCUAACACGUAACUUUAUGACAUGAUAACCUUAAAGGGGCAAAGGAGCGGAGCAACCACUAUAAACAUGCGGACAUAAGUGCAGUAUAAACACAAGUCGUCAUCUUCUCAUACGGAGAAAGGACGGAUUUUAGAAGAAAGCGUAGUUGGUGAAUGUAUACAGAAGAGUAAACGCCAAAUAAUGUGACAGAUUAAUGUGAAAAGACAUGUUUAUGAAAGAUGUAUUAUUAUGUAAUCACUUUGCUGAUACUUCCCUCAUGAUUACUGAGUGUCUGCUUUCUUCUCAGUAGUUACAGUCGACUAUAGAAUUGGGGUCUGCGACUCUAAAUAAUGUUACACAACUUCACAAGGGCAUUUUGUGUUCCCUUUUUCUAGUUUUUCAUCACAGAAUAUUUGAACAUUUUGGGAAAUGUGAUCUAUGCUCUCAUGUCUUUGUGUUCAUUAAGGGUCACAUGUUAUGUAAAAUUAACUUCACUAUGUUUUUCUGGCACUUAUAUGUGUCCCUAGUCUGUCUACAAACCCACCAAUCAGGGAAAAGUCCAUCCUUUCAAUCUCUUGCCUGCUCCACUUUUCAGAAAAUGUGUGCUCAAACAGGCUGUUUGGAGAUUUUCCUUUCAUGACAUCACAAA